AUGGCAGCGAUCCUCUCUCCCGAAGACUCGAAAGAAUUCAGCUCUUUCCUCGAUACGGUAGACCAUGACCUACCCCAUGCGUCAACCUCUUCGACGCACCAUCUCCCUCAAGCUUAUUCGACCUUCACGACUCGACCUCGCCUCGCCACCAAUUCGCAAUUUCUCUUUCCCAACCCGACCCUCAUCCCACCCCCACCACAAACGAUGAUGAACCCACCCGAAUCGUUGAAUCAAUCCCAAUCUUACUCGGAUCAGAUCCCACCUAGCUUUCCGAGUCAUGCAGCCGAACUGCUCGAUCAGGAAAAACUCGCUAGGAUGGCGCAACAGACGAGAGAAUUGGCCGAUUGGAUGAGGUCUAGAUCCACCGCGUCGGCCAAGCCAACCACGACCACCGCACCGACACCAUCAGCAUCCCCCGUGCCCGCCUUGGCGUCCGCAGCAAACUACGCACCACAAGCUGGGCCUUCAUCCCAUUUUCACGCCGUGGAAGCAGGAGCUCGCCGAACGCGACAAGCCUCGGGCGAGAUUCGGCAGGAGCAAAGUCCGAACAAGCGAGGACGUGUCAUCCCGACCGCGACACCUUUGAUGGACAUGCCCAACGCGACCGAACGAAACAUGUCUUCCUCCUCGUCGAACGACGACCUCGCUCGCCUCAAGGCCGCAGAGGAGAAGGCCCAGUUCGCGCAGAGGUAUACGGCGGGGAGGAUGCCGGUUCCCACGCUGAUGGACACGAGUGCAGCGACGACCGUACCCAUGCCUUUAGAUCUUCUACCCAUCCCAAAUGCGCCGGUCAACGGCUUUACGACCGAGAUGAUGUUGCAGACCUCACCUAUGACGAUGCGACCCGUUCAUUUGGCCAAGACGUUGCACCAACCCGUCGCAUCGACGAGCUCUUUCCAAGUCAUCGCACAACCUUCACCUGCAUCUCGACCGACGAAACGCAAAACACCCGCUACGCGCGUGAAUGGUAGUAUCAAUGCUCGUGCCUCAUCGCAUAGGAACGGACCUCGUGCUUCCACCUCAACAACGAUCCUAGGCUCGCUCUCUUCAACCGACUCGGAAACACUCAACCCCGGUCCGGCAUUGACCCCUUCCAACAUACCUUUUCCCUCAUCGAACGUACCCUAUCCGAAACUCACACCUCGUCGAUUACUGAAAGCACCUCCCGUUCCUCCAUCCUCGACGUCCUCUGCUUCCUUGACCGCUUUGAACGGAGGUAAACCGGGUCUCUUGACGGCCGAACAGAAGAAGGCGAACCACAUCGCUUCGGAACAAAAACGACGCGCGGCGAUUCGACAUGGCUACGAAACGCUUUGCGUGAUCGUACCUAGUCUUCGAGCCGCGAUCGAGGAAUUCGACGAGAGGGUCAAAAAACUUUCGGCCGUCAAGAAAGGCGCUGUACCCACCAACGAUUCGAAAACGUCAUCCUCUUCAAAGACGGAAGGGGGUUCAGGUCCUUUGAGUGGAGGGAUUGAAAUUGGGGGAGAGAAGAUCGAUGGAAGGGCCGGACCCAAGUCCGAAGCCGUCGUUUUGGGGAAGACGGUCGAUCAUCUGAGGGAUGUGUUGAGGGAAAGGAAGGAGUUGUUGGAGAGGAUGGCGAACUUGUAUGCCGUUGCGGGGGAAGGGGGAGUCGCCAUCGAUGCCGGGCCGAGGGUGUGGGAUGAACUUUGGGUUGAGGAAUCUUGA
Molecule: messenger RNA, 1686 nt
Organism: Microbotryum saponariae
Lineage: Eukaryota; Fungi; Basidiomycota; Microbotryomycetes; Microbotryales; Microbotryaceae
Source: the annotation of a GenBank genome assembly